Acaromyces ingoldii is the source of this 2890-nucleotide messenger RNA. RefSeq lists its product as hypothetical. NCBI's taxonomy places the organism in Eukaryota, Fungi, Basidiomycota, Exobasidiomycetes, Exobasidiales, Cryptobasidiaceae. The coding region runs from base 113 to 2842 and encodes 909 amino acids. Gene Ontology annotation, biological process: mitotic G2 DNA damage checkpoint signaling; mitotic DNA replication checkpoint signaling; DNA replication initiation. The transcript is spliced from 3 exons. The record is from RefSeq and is a predicted model, not a curated record.
GUUUUAAGACCCACAGACACCGACUGAACACAUGCGCGGGCUGGACCACGAUCGCAUUGCGCAGGUCUAGGAAAGGAUCAUCACUGGCGAUAUACGGACACAGGAGCGGCUCAUGAAUCGGUCUGCCAGGUCGCAUCGCUCCACCAAGAUUCCAGGCGUGCGGAUAAAGCCUCCCCCUGCAGUGGGAGCCGAUGCAAAGGCAUCGACAUCCCGAAGGCGUCUCGAAGACGAGGGUGACGGGGAGGCCCUCGCUCACUACAGGCAGCUGCGUGAUGGCGUGCUCGAGGAAGCCGACAGGAGGGGCAAGAGGACAAGGCAGACCUCAGGCAGGGAGGAAGAGGAGGACAAUGAGGAGAGCACAAAGCCGCUGUUGGGCUGCGUCCUUUGCAUGUCAGGCGUGACUGGCGACAAGGGAAUGCUGUCAAGCUAUGCUACUGCCAUGGGAGCAAGGGUCGAAGGAAACCUGACCGAAGAUGCUACGCACCUCAUCGCCCCCAUGCCCGGCUCGGAAAAGUACCGCUGUGCAGUGCAGCUGGGCAUCCCCAUCCUGAGACCUGCAUGGGUUGCCGAGCUACGGGAGAGGUGGACAAACUUCGAGGAGUAUAAUUUCGAGCAGUUGAUGGAGCAACACAGGCUGGGUCCGUUUGAGAACUUUGGUGUUGGACUGGCAGGCUUCACGAAUCGUACCGAGAGGUACGACCUGCGACAGCGACUGCAAGCAGGCGGCGCUGCAACGCCAGAGGUCUUCACGCUCGACGGCAAGAUCACACACCUCAUUUCGGCCACGUCCAAGACGGCCGACUCAAAGACGCUCAACCUCCUGACAACGUAUCGAAGAAAAGCGGAAAGGUUUCUCCGAAGGGGCGAACCUUUGCCUUCGCUCCAAGAGCAUGGAGCUCAGGAGAUCCACGCCGCGCACGAGAUCCGCAUUGUCUCGAAGGACUGGCUCGAGGAUAGCCUCGAGAUGGGCGUUUGUAUGGACACGGACCUGUACGAUAUCCUUGGUACGUCCAGAACAGUCCGGCAGAGAGACGACUUCAAGCGAGGAAUCGAGGAGGCCAGACAGAGGAGCGAGGCUAAGCUACAAAGGAACAUGGCCGCGGCCAAAGAGAGAGCAGCGAGACACGUAGAGGAAGCGGUGGGCGUGCGAAGGAGAAAGAAGGAAGAGGCGACGGAGCCAGGCCGGCCUAGCAGACCGCUGGGUCCAAUGUCUGGCCUUCUUGCGCCGAAUGGCGACACCUCGUCUUUGCGUGACGUGGCCAAGGAGAGCCAGGGGCUAUCGCAUGUGAAGCAGAGCCGCCUGCAAAGCUUGUCGAGGGAGAAGAGCUUUGGCCAGGCAGAGAAGCUCUCUGCGUCGUCAGAUGUGGACUGUCCUCGCGCAUCUCCAACCAAGCCUCCAAUUGGCACGGAAAAGACACAAAAUGCCAUCUCCGAUCACGUCGAGAUCGAUUCGGCCUCUGGCUUGGGCCAGGAAGAAGGGCCCAUGACAAGACACAAGGACUGGACUGCAGCAGCGUUCAGGAUGGACCUGAAGGAUGAGGGACGAAAUCAGCGAUUGUCGAAAGCACUACGCCUGAGCAGCGUCGCUAAGGUGGUCUCGCAUUACGAUGACAGCCAGGAUGCUGACUUCUGCGUCGUGCCGCUGAGCUGCGUGGAAAGGCAUGAGCAAGUGGGCGACAAGCGAAGAGGGGCACUAGUCACACACCUCUUCGUCGAGCGAUGCAUGCACGAGUCCCGGCUGGUGGACGCCAAGGAGUCCUUCGCGCUGCAACCUUGCCCCACUGGCUUUCCUGUCGCUGGCGCCCGUGACACGUUUGUCGCCGUCACCGGCCUGAGUGAAGGCAUCGAGCAGCAUCAGGCCCUCGCGGCACUGAAAGAGGCAGGCCUUCAGACGUCGUCGACGCUCAAGAGAUCCGCCCACACCCACCUCUUGUGCGGCUCCGAUGCCGAUCGGAGCGAGAGCUCGCGGCUCAAGCGGCAACGUGCAAAGGAGUGGGGCAUCCCAAUCGUCGGGCUCGACUUCAUCCAGAGGAUCUACUCGGAGGGAAAGGUGGAGCCGCCUGCCUCUUCGUCAGCGCUGAAAAGAGCCAUUGCGAAUCGACCCCUGGGACAGACCCAAUUUCUCAAGGCUCGCUCACUCAACAGUGACGACAGCGCUUCAGUGCCCGGAGGCGAGUCCCUGGGAGAGACACAGCGCUUUGACGAGGAAUCCAGUGGUGCCGAGACGCCCGCUGCCGAGGAGAAGGCGACAAGAGGUCCUGUCACUGCUAACAGCGGUGCACGAAAGCACGAAGCUUUGCUGCCGCCGCAGGAGCAGCCAGGGCAAGAGCCUAAGAGAGCUGCUGCUGCUGCUGCUUCACGUUCCGAGCCGUCGCUUGGCGAUUCAGGCUCGCUCGCGACGAAUGGAGUCGCGCAGGAGGUGCUCGAUCUCAUCAAUGGCAACGCUGAGCGACAGCCGCGGCGGCGCGACAGCAGCCCUAAUCCACGACGGGUCGAAUCGGGUGCCUCGUCUUCCUCUUCUUCUUCAGGCCACACUGACCGGACGAAGAGGACUCGAGGAAAGCAAGGCCCUCCCGCGAGACGACGAGGGACGAGUAACGUCGAAGAGCAGGACAACGCAGAAGAGAUGCUGGCGAGACAGAGAGAGGCGGAAAAGAUGCGUGCGGCCCUCAUGUCGCAGCCACAGACCUUGUCGAUGCACGACUCGUCACUCAGAGUCGUCUAUGAAGACCCGGCUUCCAAGAAGGCAUGGAAACAAAUGAACGAUCUCAUCGGUGGCGUCAACAACAACAGUAGCAGCAGCAGCAGCAGCACAGAUUCCCAGACUGUCGAGCCAAAGUGAAGUGCCAUUUCAUUGGUCACAAAAUAAACGAAUCAGUUUACAUCUUGG